GUUGACCCCAACAAGGACUGCCUGUAGUCAUGGCUAACUGGGAGAUUCGUAUGUCGAACUCCCGCGGAGUUCCAUACUUCUUCAACAAUGACACCCACUCCUCUUCCUGGGACCCUCCUUCCGAUCUUACCCAAGAGCAGAUCCAGCAGCUAUCCGGCGCACAUUACCUGAGCAGACCCGCUCAGGUAAGGGCGAGUCAUUUGCUUGUCAAGCACAGCGGCAGCCGGCGGCCGAGCAGUUGGAAGGAGGCGAACAUAACUCGCUCGAAAGCUGAAGCAAUCGAAAUAUUGAAGGGUUAUCAAGCGCAGAUCGAUGGAAAUCCGGACACCUUCUCCAAGCUUGCGUCUGAGCAUUCCGAUUGCUCGUCCCACACUGCUGGUGGGGAUCUGGGGUGGUUCAAGCCCGGUCAGAUGCAGAAACCGUUUGAAGAAGCCGCUUAUGCCUUGAACGUCGGCGAGAUGAGCGAUGUGGUGGAAACGGAUAGCGGUGUGCACUUGAUUUUGCGCACGGGAUAAGUAAAACAGCUCGCAACAUACAGACACCGAUGUACGAUAGCGCAUGCGACGAUCAACUCUUGUCGGAAUUACACC
This is a messenger RNA of Punctularia strigosozonata HHB-11173 SS5, 590 nucleotides long. Its product is annotated as rotamase-domain-containing protein. The record is from RefSeq and is a predicted model, not a curated record. Gene Ontology annotation, molecular function: protein binding; peptidyl-prolyl cis-trans isomerase activity. The transcript is spliced from 3 exons. Bases 30 to 515 code for a protein of 161 amino acids. NCBI's taxonomy places the organism in Eukaryota, Fungi, Basidiomycota, Agaricomycetes, Corticiales, Punctulariaceae. Gene Ontology annotation, cellular component: cytosol; nucleus.